ACUCACAAAGGGAGGACUCCUGCAGCUGAAGAUGAGACUCUCGGCUCUGGUUCUGGUCUGCGGGCUGGCUGCGUCACUGCUUGGAGGAAGUCUGGUGUCAGGGUUGGACUCGGAGCAGAUCAGGCAGGGAGCAGGUUCUGUCGUGUUCCAACUGAGGAGGAGUCCAGCGGGAGAGUACCUGGAGGAUCCCAGCAUGUGCAUCACGCUGAGGGAGAACGACGACCAGCGCCACCUGCUGUGCAACGACCGCAGGAGUCAGUUCAACUUUAACCCCUUUGGCCUGAGAUUUGGGAAACGCUUCAGCUUCAGGAGAGCGGUGAAGAGAGCGCGGAGGAAUCAGAGCUCAGUAGUUUCCUUGUUUCCACGACGACCGGAGAUUCUCAUCUGAACACAAACUCUGCUACAGUUGAGAGACUUGCCCAGGUUUUGGACUGCCCACACCCUGGAAUAUUAACAGUGUUGAAAAUACUGGAAUAUUUGUUUAUUAUAACACAGUGAAACUGUUCAUUAAACGUGGGAUUUGAAAUAUUACGUGACGUCAAUGUAUUUUCUAUCCACGGAGGAAGUACAACAGAUAUUGACUAUUCUUUGUCAAAGACAA
This is a messenger RNA of Synchiropus splendidus (mandarinfish), 601 nucleotides long. It is a transcript of the gene kiss2, whose product is annotated as kisspeptin 2. Lineage: Eukaryota; Metazoa; Chordata; Actinopteri; Syngnathiformes; Callionymidae. The transcript is spliced from 2 exons. The record is from RefSeq and is a predicted model, not a curated record. The coding region runs from base 32 to 388 and encodes 118 amino acids.